This is a messenger RNA of Hymenoscyphus albidus, 896 nucleotides long. Lineage: Eukaryota; Fungi; Ascomycota; Leotiomycetes; Helotiales; Helotiaceae. The record is from the annotation of a GenBank genome assembly.
GACUCGUAAUAAAACCAAGAAAUACAAUUAACAAGCAUAAUAUUACAUAGUCGAGUAUAUUAACCCACCCUAUCAUCAUGUAUCACAGAUCAUCACCCCAGCCUCUUUCCCAUACAACAGUGUCACCCUAUUUUUUCGUCCAUCACUCCAAGCAUGCCAGAUAAAGCACUCACAAAAUGCAUCUCCAACCUCUCCUCAUCCUCACCUUAGCAGUCCACGUCUACGGCCAGCUACAAACCCCACCACCGGGACGUGUCGGAUUCUUUUUAACAACAUGCAAAGACGCGGCGGUAUGUCUUUACUUCCCCCAUCUCCCUCCAUCUCCCUUCUCUAUUCUCUUCCAGACCCCAUCCCAAAAAUCCAAAACCAAACCAAUCUAACUGACACUGUAAAAACAGGGAACCUUCGACGCAACAACCACCGAAAAAGCCUGCAACGCCUACGGCGGGGACGCCACAUUCGUACCCGGGGACCAAAACGAAAUAGAAGGAGAACCUAAACCCGUCUGUUCGAGUAUGAGUUUCAAUCUUGAGCCGAAGAAGGUAAGAUUAUGUUUUCCCACUUUUUCAUCCUUUAUAAGAGUUCCGUAAUGGGAGGUGAGAGGAACGGGUAUUCUUAUAGCGUGGUGAAAGGGUAGAUGGAAAUGUGAAGGCUAACAUGUGUGUGUGAAAUAGUGGGAUCAACUUUGUCGUGAUGCUAGAGCCUUCCGAGGGGCUGCACCUGCGUAUGCGAGGGAUUGAUGGAUUACUUCUGUCAUUUUGAAUUCAAUAGUAGAAUAGAGGGACUGAAGAAGGUCUAGAAUUAAAGACUGAAUCAGCACCAAGUUCCCAAAUAAAUAACACACACACCAAUCUCCCCACCUCACCUCACUAUAGUCUACAAAAACCAGAAAACAC